AUUAUAAAAAAUAAAUAAAUAAAAAUAAAGGGACCCACAAAAAUAGGGCCCAAACACACAGUUCAUUUUCAUCUCUUCCUUUAGGUUUGCAGUUAAAUACGGCACCUCUGUUCUCUUCUCUUCCUCACUCUUUCCUUCUUCUUUCUCUCUCCUACAUUCUCCUCAAUUUCAUAAAAUUAGAAAAAAAAAAGGGGGAAUUUCUUAUUUCUUUUUUAGAAAUAUUAUUUGCUGAAUUUCUCUAGUAGUGGAGGUUUAACAAGUAUCGGGUUGUAACGAUUGUCUAAAGGUUAAAAAAAAUGGCACAAGAUCAGCUAAAAGUGCUGAAUGCACUAGAUGUUGCAAAGACACAAUGGUAUCACUUCACUGCAAUUGUGAUUGCUGGAAUGGGUUUUUUCACUGAUGCAUAUGAUCUCUUUAGCAUUUCAUUAGUCACAAAACUUCUCGGUCGUAUAUACUACACCGAGCCUGGUGCAACUAAGCCAGGCUCUUUGCCUCCCAAUGUCUCGGCUGCUGUCAAUGGUGUUGCCUUCUGUGGUACACUCUCAGGACAGCUUUUCUUCGGGUGGCUCGGAGACAAAAUGGGAAGGAAAAAGGUCUAUGGUAUGACACUUAUGAUGAUGGUUUUAUGUUCAUUAGCUUCAGGACUUUCCUUUGGAAGUGAGCCUAAGGGAGUCAUGGCAACCCUUUGCUUCUUUCGGUUUUGGCUCGGGUUUGGGAUUGGAGGGGACUACCCUCUUUCAGCCACUAUCAUGUCCGAGUACUCGAAUAAGAAGACUCGUGGAGCUUUUAUUGCUGCUGUUUUUGCUAUGCAAGGGUUUGGAAACUUGACUGGUGGAAUUUUUGCUCUUAUUGUCUCGGCUGCCUUUAAGGCAGCGUUCCCUGCACCCUCCUACGCGACUGAUCCAACCGCCUCAUUAGUCCCACAAGCUGAUUAUGUGUGGAGGAUCAUCCUCAUGUUCGGUGCUAUUCCUGCUGUUAUGACUUACUACUGGCGUAUGAAGAUGCCUGAAACUGCUCGUUACACCGCUCUUGUUGCCAACAAUGCUAAACAGGCUGCCUCUGACAUGUCUAAGGUGUUACAAGUGGAGAUUCAAGAAGAUCAGGAAAAGGCAGCUGAACUAGUGGAAAAGAAUAAGAGACAAUUUGGUUUAUUCAGCAAGCAAUUCAUGAAACGACACGGUCUUCACUUGCUUGGAACAGCCUCCUGCUGGUUCUUACUAGACAUCGCGUUUUACAGCAACAAUCUCUUCCAAAAGGACAUCUUCACCGCGGUUGGCUGGCUACCAAAGGCGCAAACAAUGAGUGCUCUACAAGAGGUCUACAUGGUGGCUAGAGCCCAAACAUUAGUAUCCUUGUGUGGAACUGUCCCAGGCUACUGGUUCACAGUGGCCUUCAUCGAUAUCCUAGGCCGUUUCUUCAUUCAAUUGAUGGGAUUCCUCUUCAUGACCGGCUUUAUGUUUGGACUAGCCAUCCCUUACGAUCACUGGACUAAACCCGGGAACCACAUUGGGUUUGUGGUCAUGUAUGCCUUCACCUUCUUUUUCGCCAACUUUGGGCCUAAUGCCACCACUUUUGUUGUGCCAGCCGAGAUCUUCCCUGCACGGUUAAGGUCUACAUGCCAUGGGAUUUCGGCUGCAGCAGGGAAAGCCGGGGCCAUCAUAGGAGCAUUCGGGUUCUUAUACUUAGCUCAGUCCCCGGAUAAAACCAAGACUGAUGCAGGGUAUCCACCAGGCAUUGGAGUUAAGAACUCACUGAUGAUAUUGGGUGGAAUUUGUGCACUAGGGUUCUUCUUUACAUUCCUUGUUCCUGAAGCUAAUGGAAAAUCAUUAGAAGAAAUGUCUGGUGAAAAUGAAGAUCAAUCUGAAGAUGAGUAUCAGUCUGCUAGCAUUGAUAACAGAACCGUUCCUGUUUAAGAUUUUUUUUUCCUUUUUUUUUUUAAUAUAAUUUUUUUUUUUUUGGUUUAAAAUACUUGGUAUAAUACAUGUAUUUCUUCCUUUUUGAGGUUCUAAGGCUAGGAAAAUGGCUGCACAGUGCACACUAAGGUGCAUUUGCAUCAAAAAUAAGCACUUUUAUGUGUUGUUGCUGCUGCUGCUAGCAAUUGGCUACCGCGAGUUGCUAAGUUUAAAAAUUUUGUAUUUUGCAAUUAAUUGAAGAGAUUUUAGAUUACUCCUUGAGUAAUUUAAUCAAUGUAAUGCUAAUUCUAUUAUAUUGUGCAGUUCAAUUUUC
This is a messenger RNA of Chenopodium quinoa (quinoa), 2226 nucleotides long. RefSeq names its product probable inorganic phosphate transporter 1-4. NCBI's taxonomy places the organism in Eukaryota, Viridiplantae, Streptophyta, Magnoliopsida, Caryophyllales, Amaranthaceae. Gene Ontology annotation, cellular component: membrane. The transcript has 3 exons. Gene Ontology annotation, molecular function: phosphate transmembrane transporter activity. Gene Ontology annotation, biological process: transmembrane transport; phosphate ion transport. The record is from RefSeq and is a predicted model, not a curated record. Bases 297 to 1913 code for a protein of 538 amino acids.